Molecule: messenger RNA, 1584 nt
Organism: Dictyostelium discoideum AX4
Lineage: Eukaryota; Evosea; Eumycetozoa; Dictyosteliales; Dictyosteliaceae
Product: DiGeorge syndrome critical region 14-like protein
Exons: 1
Coding region: 1-1584 (527 amino acids)
Cellular component (GO): nucleus
Source: RefSeq, a predicted model, not a curated record
AUGUCAAAUAAUAGUAAUAAAAAAUAUAGAGUUAUAAAUGAAGAGAAAUAUGUAGAUUCAUUAAAUAAAAUUAUAGUUAGGGAUUUUUUCCCAGAUUUACCAAAUCUAAGGGAUCAAUUAGAAUGGAUGGAAGCAGUAGAAACAAAUGAUUUAGAUAGAAUUAGAUCAGUUCAAUUAGCAUCAUUAAGAAAAGAAACAACUGUUAGAAGACAGCAUGAUGACAUUACACCUUCAAUUAAUAAUAAUAAUAAUAAUUCAACAUCAUUUGAAACACCUAUAAUACAUAACGAAUUUGAUAAUAAUAGUAAUAAUAAUAAUCAAGAUAAUAAGAAAAUUAACAAUAUUGAGGAUGAUGAUAAACAUAUAGAAAAUACUAAUUUGGAUAAUUUUGUAAAUACAUUUGUAAGCGAAGAUGAUGCAAGUUAUAUAGAUAUUCAAAAGAAACAAAAUGAAAGAAUAUUAAUAAAAUAUAAAUGGUUAUUCGAUAAAGCUAAAGAGAUUAAUAAACAUAAUCAAUUACAAUUAGAGGGAAAUAAAGGAACUACAACAACAACAACCACAACAACCACAACAACCACCACAACUAACAAAAAUUUAUCAUCUAUAAUUGAAUAUAAACCACCAAAAAAUAUUGUACCAGAUACAUGGAAUUAUAAAGUUAGGAAUACAUUAAUGUUUAAACCUGAAAAUCUUGAUCCUUCAUUUAAUAGGGAAAUAAUUGGUGGUCCACCAAAAGAAAUUCAACAUAGUAAUACAAGAAUAACUGGUAAUAUUUGGGAAAAUGAACCAAAACCUCAAAAUAUAAAUAGAUUUCGUGAUAGUAAUAAUAAUAAACCAUUUUCUGAAAUGACAUUACAAGAACAAAUUGAAAAACUAAAACAAUUAGAAGAAGAAGGUAAAUCAUCGAUGGAAAUUGAGAAUUCGACAUUUGGUUAUUUAUCAACACCACAAAUUAUACCUGGUAGAAGUAUUGAUGAUAGUAGUGGUGGUGGUGGUGGUGGUGUUGGAGAAUCACCAUUAAUGACAUGGGGUAGAGUUGAUGGUACACCAUUGUUAUUGGACUCAAGACCCAUUUCAACACCAUUAGAUAUUAAAUUAAGAGGUAGUGGUGCACCAUCAUUUAAAAUACCAGAAACACCAAAAAGAGAACAACUUGCAAAUAAAUUAUUUGAAAAAGUUGCUGUAUCAAAAACUAAAUCACAACAAUCACCAAUUGUAAAUAGAAAUAAAAGAAAUAGUACUGGAGGUAUGACACCAACCAGAUCACUUGAAAGUUUAUCGCCUGCUGCUCAAAGAUUACUUCAAGCUAAAGGUAGUUUAACUCCAACUCAUAUUAAAUCUAAAAAUCAUAUAGAUGAUCAAUUAAGAAAGAGUUAUACAUCUUUAUCACCUUCACCUAAAAAACAAGUUUCAAAUAAUUUUACACCAACACCAAUUACACCAAAAUCAACACCAUCAAACCUUUCAAGAAAUAUUUAUAAUAAUGAUACCAAAAAAACAACAACAACGAUAAAAACGACAGCUGCACCACUUCCAAACCCUUCAAAUUCAUCAAUAACAGAUAAUUUAUUAGAUUUUACAUAA